Molecule: messenger RNA, 4563 nt
Organism: Doryrhamphus excisus (bluestripe pipefish)
Lineage: Eukaryota; Metazoa; Chordata; Actinopteri; Syngnathiformes; Syngnathidae
Source: RefSeq, a predicted model, not a curated record
ACGUCAUCUUCACACCUGCGUCAAAGUAAUAACAAUCAUGUCUUCCGUGGAGCUGUAACUGCUAACUACAGAUAAAUAUCUACUGAGAUAGCACUUCAUACUGCUUUUAAAGAACGACACUUGACGGAAUAUGUCGACGGCUAAGCUAAUAAUUAGCCUUUCACAGCCGUGGAAGAUACCACCUAAGUCUACUUCAAGAUGGCGUCUUAUCCUCUGGAAGUUUCAGACUGAUAUAUAUUGUCUUGAAAAAGUGGGAUUGAUGCUCGAGAAGGGGCAGAUGGCCUCAUCCUGCUCUGUGGGGGCUGCUUUGAGGAUCCACUGUGCUCCCGUGGGGCAACAUAUUUUGGCCCUAACACCACCCCCGCCCCCCGGCUAUCCAUCCAUGCCCCCAGCCAAGCACUCAGCACCCUCCAUACUGUAGCAUCCGUCAUCAUAAGACAAGGACGGCUUUGCAGCAUAUGGACACUGUACUCUCAGCAGCACAUGCACGCCCAUGCCGAAGACCACCUCCCUGUUUGCUGACAGCCAGUCCAACUAAUCCCAAGAAAUCUGACCCCUAUGUGAGGAAGCAUUGAUUGGCCAGGAUUGACGCUUUAAGGUUGGAGAGCGGAUGUCAACAUUCCAGUCAACGGUGCUUUAAAGCGCCAGGCCACGGCCAGGUCCAGCGCUAGAUCAAUGCCUCUGAAAUGGAGCCCGUGUGCAGUCAGUCACGUUAACGCAGCGCAUCGUCUUAAAGGGCUCUUUCUCUCUCGGUGCUAAGUGGAGGGGAAACAGAGUGGAGGCGUCGGCGACAGCAGCAGCCCUCUGCAUCAGGCCGAUUUCAUUCAGCGAACAGCCGCUCUCAGGACCGCAGGAAGCUACGUCCUUCAGUUUCUUGAAACAACAAAGUGUCUAACAAAGAGUCAUAAAAACAACAAUCAUGAUGGGAUUCAAUACAAGGAAGAACAACACACAGAAUUGAACUUUUUACGAUAUUUAUUGGCAGGUGAUGUUUUGCCGAGUGACUUGCUAGGUUAGUAAAGCCCUGGUGUGAUGUGUUAAAAGCGUCCCUACAAAUGGAAACAUGCACAUAACCACAGGGGUCCAGUCCACCGUGGCGGUGCAGUCUUUAGUCCGCUUCCACCUGCCUCGCCACGGUGUCCCUAUGUCAUACUAGGAUCCUUGACAGCUCCGCCGGGGACCUCCUGAAGCUCACCUGGCGACAUGACGGCGUCCGACAGUGACGAGACCGGUAGCGACCUCUCCGAGUCUUUGGAGAUCCUCCAUCUCCAGGACCAGUACAUGGACUCGGAGAGCUGCUUCAAGUCUAAAAGCUUACCCAUCUUGAAUGAGACGCACUGCAAGGAGGUCGGACUGCUCGACGCCGCCCACGCGGAAGAAAGCCGCGAGCUCCGGCCUAAAACUCCCGAUGAAGCGGACUCCCCGUCAUCCAGGACGGACUUCUCCCCCUCUGUGUCCAGCAUGGUGGGGCUAAGCAGCUCCCUCCCCGUGGACCCUCACAGGGCGGCCGGGGGUAAAAAAGUGGGCUUCUCCCUCUCCCACCUUAUUCGCAUCCCUGCCAGGAAGUAUGUGCGCGUCAUCCUCAGAGACUCCCGCUGUUUCCUGUUCUGCAUGUGCUACCUGACUUUCAUCCAGUCCCUGAUGGUGUCAGGCUACCUGAGCAGCGUCAUCACCACCAUCGAGAAGCGCUACAGCCUCCGCAGCUCCGAGUCGGGCCUGCUGGUGAGCUGCUUCGACAUCGGCAGCUUGCUGGUCGUCGUCUUCAUCUCCUACUUCGGCGGCAGAGGUCAGAGGCCGCGCUGGUUGGCGGUCGGCGGCGUCGUCAUCGCCGUCGGUGCGGCGUUGUUUUCCCUGCCCCAUUUCAUCUCGCCGCCGUACCAGAUACAGGAAAUGAACUCAUCGGCGGGCCAUGAAGGACUCUGCCUCAGUGGCAACAACAGCGGGCGGGAGAUGUUCGACGCCGCGUCAUGUCCCCGAGACCAGGAGGGCAACGAACACAACCUUUACGUGGCUCUGUUCAUCUGCGCCCAGAUACUUGUAGGCAUGGGCUCCACGCCGAUCUACACGCUGGGGCCUACCUACUUGGAUGACAACGUCAAGAAAGAGAACGCUUCUCUCUACCUGGCUAUCAUGUACGUGAUGGGAGCUUUGGGUCCAGCCGCCGGUUACCUCCUUGGUGGCGUCCUCAUCGGCUUCUACGUGGACCCCAAAACGCUGGUCAACAUUGAUCAGAACGACCCUCGCUUUGUCGGCAACUGGUGGAGCGGCUUCCUCCUGUGCGCCAUCGCCAUGCUCCUGGUCAUCUUCCCCAUGUUCGCCUUCCCCAAAAAGCUACCACCGCGCCAAAGGAAAAGGAAGAAAAAGAUCGGCUCUUCCGGUGACUUGUCCAGCGACGACGAUGUAAUGAAGGAAAAGUCCGGCCAGAAUGUUUCGUCCUCGAUGGGCUUCGGGAAAGACAUCAAAGACCUCCCCAGGGCGGCGCUGAGGAUCCUCAGCAACAUGACCUUCCUGUUUGUCAGCCUGUCCUACACGGCCGAGUGCGCCAUCGUCACCGCCUUCAUCACGUUCAUCCCCAAGUUCAUCGAGUCGCAGUUUGGCAUGCCGGCCUCCAACGCCAGCAUAUACACCGGUUUGAUCAUCGUGCCCAGUGCCGGCGUGGGCAUUGUACUGGGCGGCUACAUCAUCAAGAAGCUGAAACUGGGGGCCCGUGAGUCGGCCAAGCUGGCCAUGAUCUGCAGCGGCGUCUCUCUGCUUUGCUUCUCCACGCUGUUCAUCGUAGGCUGCGAGAGCAGCAACCUGGGUGGCAUCAACAUCCCUUAUACCACAGGGCCGACGCUGACCCUGACGCACAGGAAUCUGACAGGAAGUUGCAACGUCAACUGCGGCUGCAGGAUCCACGAGUACGCCCCCGUGUGUGGCUCGGAUGGCAUCACCUACUUCAACCCCUGCCUGGCCGGCUGCAGCGCCGUGGGAAACGACAGCAGUGGGUUGCGGAACUACACAGACUGCGGCUGCGUUCAGAGCCGUCAGGUGAUCACGCCAUCGUCGGGCGGCCAGGUGAACCAGCUCCAGCUGGUCAUCGUCAAGACGUACCUGAACGAGAACGGCUACGCGUUGUCGGGCAAGUGCGACCGCAUGUGCAACACGCUCAUCCCUUUCCUCGUCUUCCUCUUCAUCGUCACGCUCAUCACGGCGUGUGCGCAGCCGUCCGCCAUCAUCGUCACGCUCAGGUCCGUGGAUGAACAGGAGAGGCCUUUUGCUCUCGGGAUGCAGUUUGUCCUCCUCAGAACUCUCGCCUACAUCCCGACGCCCAUCUACUUCGGCGCCGUGAUCGACACCACCUGCAUGCUGUGGCAGCAGGACUGCGGCGUGCAGGGCUCGUGCUGGGAGUACGACGUCACCUCCUUCCGCUUCGUCUACUUCGGCCUCGCCGCCAGCCUCAAGUUCGUGGGCUUCGUCUUCAUCUUCCUCACGUGGUACUCCAUCAAGCACAAGGAGGAGCGCGUGGAGCGCUGGCGCCAACACCUGGCGCCGCCCCUGGGCACCGUCAGCGAGCUCAUCUGCCACGCCGGCGGCCACAAGAGCCACGCCCGCACGCGCUCCUGCCCCGUGUUCCUCCCGCCCCGCGCCGAGGUCCCCGCCGCUUUGCUGCUGGAGCGCGGACACAGCAGCCUCAGUUGCCCCGGCAACGCCCUCAAAGCAAUAACCCUGCCUAUCGUGUUGCCGCAUCACCACAGAGGCUCCGCCCACGUCUGACAGCCCGUGCCUUCCCCUCCCUCGAAAGGGCUGACUCAGCAUCUCGCCACGGUGCUACCGACAUCACUAAAGCACAAACGUGUCCUAUGCAACGUACGCCUCCGCCGCCCACUCGCAGUACUGAACAGCGCCCCCCCCCCUUUCUUUCUGCGUUUUUUUGUGCCUCAGUCUUUGAAGCGACGCCACCGGUACAUUAAACAGGGACAGUCGGGUUCCGAACGCUAACCCGACUACGUGCUAAGGCUACUACUGUAUGUCCCAAAGAUGUGAUUGUAUUGUACGUUUAGUUAGCUAGGAGACUAACAGUAGCAUAGACGGACGGCAUGGCCGCUUUUCUGCUGUUAUUGUUGUUGCUAUUUUUAAACUGGGUCUAUAUUAAAGGGUAUUACAUUUGACUUCCUGCUCCUUUUUAAAUGUUCACGUAGUAUUUGUGUGACUUGAAGUACCUCAAGCGACUAACCGAGAUCAUGGUGUAAAUAGCGAUACAAAUACGGUAGAGCGUAGUACGCGUAUUUAUCAUCCUAACCUUUUACUCAAAAGACGAGAGUCCAAACAGUAUUAUUAUUAUUAUUAUUGACAAGAUGCCUACAUUACCCAUAAUGCACUUCUCCGAGCAGCAUUAAGAAAGACUGGACCUCACGGAUAUUUUAGCAGUAUUCAGAAAGCUCUUAAUGACGUUCCUCAGGAGCAGAAGUCUCUCGUUUAUGUUUGUGGACUAUUUGCUUUACAAAUGACUUGAAUACAUUGUUGAGAUUUAGCAUUAAAAAAACAAAAAGUCAACAAGCUUUGUCUCGUGUCGUUACUACC